CAAGCUUGAGGAAUUAUGCCUGAACCCUCCAAGUCGGCUCCUGCCCCUAAGAAGGGCUCAAAGAAAGCCAUCACCAAGGCUCAGAAGAAAGACGGCAAGAAGCGCAAGCGCAGCCGCAAGGAGAGCUACUCCAUCUAUGUCUACAAGGUGCUGAAGCAGGUGCACCCCGACACGGGCAUCUCCUCCAAGGCCAUGGGCAUCAUGAACUCGUUCGUCAACGACAUCUUCGAGCGCAUCGCGGGCGAGGCGUCUCGCCUGGCGCACUACAACAAGCGCUCCACCAUCACGUCCCGCGAGAUCCAGACGGCCGUGCGCCUGCUGCUGCCCGGAGAGCUGGCCAAGCACGCCGUCUCCGAGGGCACCAAGGCCGUCACCAAGUACACCAGCUCCAAGUAAGCAGCUUCUAGAAGGCUCUUACUUCUCCAUCCAAAGGCUCUUUUCAGAGCCACCCACUUUAUCAAAAAAGAACUGCAACUAAAUUAAUCUAGCUGUAC
Molecule: messenger RNA, 494 nt
Organism: Suncus etruscus (white-toothed pygmy shrew)
Lineage: Eukaryota; Metazoa; Chordata; Mammalia; Eulipotyphla; Soricidae
Product: histone H2B type 1-B
Exons: 1
Coding region: 16-396 (126 amino acids)
Cellular component (GO): nucleosome
Molecular function (GO): protein heterodimerization activity; structural constituent of chromatin; DNA binding
Source: RefSeq, a predicted model, not a curated record